GGAGUUUAGAAAGCAAAUACGUUAAAAAUUCGAUUCUAUAGGAACGCAAUAGCGGUGGGAAAAAUAUAGGUCACGCAAACGUUCCGUCGAAAAAAAAUUCUUCGCAAUGUUCCGGCAAAUGCCAAACGAACUUUCGAACGCAAUCUGCAUUCUGUCUCUGGAGGCGAUUCGUUUUCAUUUGUUGACGUCAAAAGAAAAUUUUGAAAGUUUUAGUACUGGAACAUAAUGAUCAAUCGAAUAUCGUCGAAAGAAAACAUUCCAUGCGGAAAUGACAAACCUCAAGCCGAAGUUCCAGAGAAAAGAUUCAAGUCUGACUCUGGAAACGACGUUCCUCGAACCUUUAAAAAUUUGAAGAAGGAUAAGAUCUAUAAAAGAGGAAAUUUCCUUGGAAAAGGAGGAUUUGCGAGAUGCUAUGAAGCUACGCCAGUUCUGAACGGUCAAGUGUCGGCCCAGACUUUAGCUAUUAAAGUAGUUCGCUUAGAUAGAUUGGCAAAGAAAUUUCAUCGGCAAAAAAUGUAUCAAGAAAUUGAAAUUCAUAGCAAACUAUCCCAUCCAAAUAUUAUUGGUUUUUAUGAGAGUUUCAGUGAUUCUCUUAAUGUCUACAUUGUACUAGAGUUGUGUAAAAGAAGAAGUUUAAUGGAAUUACAAAAAAGAAGGAUAACAGUAACAGAGCCUGAGACUCGCUACUUCUCUUACCAAAUUGCUCAGGGUUUGACCUAUUUGCACGGACAAGGUAUAAUUCACCGAGAUUUAAAAUUGGGUAAUAUUCUUUUAAACGAAAAUUUGGAAGUGAAGAUUGGCGACUUUGGUCUUGCUACUCAUAGUUGUCCUGGUCAAAUGAGAAAGUCUCUUUGCGGAACACCAAAUUAUAUUGCUCCUGAAAUUUUAAAUCGUCAGGGUCAUGACUUUAAAGUUGAUUCGUGGUCCCUUGGUUGUGUUAUUUAUACCCUCCUUUUCGGUAAACCACCGUUCGAGAGAUCGUCUUUAAAGGAAACUUAUGAAAGUAUUCAAGAUCAUAGAUACUCCUUUCCCGAUCGUCCUCAAGUUGGAGGGAAUACUCGACGAUUAAUUAAUCAACUCCUUUUAAUGGAUCCUUUACAAAGACUAGAUAUAAAUGGCGUCCUGUGUCAUACAUUUUAUACUUCAGGCUAUCAUCCCUCUUCUCUUCCCGACUCGUGCCUAACUAUUGAACCAAGGUUCGAUCAAAUCCAGUCUGAAGACGUUAAACUGGCGGGAAAUAUCUAUUCGAAAACGAUUGAUUACCUGUCAGAGUUAUUUGUUUUAUUAAAUAAAGCAAAGAAGAGUCCAGUUCUUGAGGGUACCUGCGAAGAAUUACAAAGUCCUGAAGAUGCUCCAAUAUUUUGGCUGGCAAAAUGGGUUGAUUACACUGACAAGUAUGGAUUUGGGGCAAUGCUUUGUGAUGGAAGUGUCUGUAUUAAAUUUAAUGAUAGCACCAGGUUAAUAACAACUCGGAAUUGCCGAAAUUUGCAAUAUGUAGACGCAAAUAACAAGGAAGAGCUGUACACGAUUAAUAAUUUUCCUCAGAAACUUAAUAAGAAAGUGGUACUAGCAAAAUAUUUUAAACGUUAUAUGGAAUUUAACUUGAAGUCAUCAGGUCCUAGGCGGGAAAACUCUGAAGCUAGUCAAUUGUCAAGAUUACCUUCGGUCAAGAUGUGGUUUCGCACACGGCGAACAACAGUAUUCUACCUUAGCAAUCACACAUUUCAAGCAAAUUUUAAUGAAACACACGAUAAGGUUAUUCUCUGUCCUCUUCUGCAGUCUAUCACUAUAAUAGAUCAAGCAAAUCUCGCAGAAACCUAUAAACUAAGUACAAUCAUUGACAAUGGUUGCUGUACAAGAGUUUUGGAGCUUAUUCGACACUGCGUGCCUCUCUUGGAACAAUUUCUGAAUAUGAAGUCAAGAUCAAUUUUUGGCUUAGAUAACGGCUUGGCUAGAACACCGCCAAUGGGGUGGAUAUCAUGGGAGAGAUUUCGCUGCAAUAUAGACUGUACUGACGAUCCUAACAACUGCAUCAGCGAAAAUCUUUACAUGGAAAUGGCUGAUGUCUUAUCGACUGAAGGAUACAGCAAAGUUGGCUAUGAAUAUGUUAACAUAGACGAUUGCUGGUUGGAGAAAAAACGUGAUGACGACGGUCGACUUGUUGCUGAUCGUAAACGAUUCCCUAGAGGAAUUCGCUUUUUGGCUGAUUAUAUGCAUUCAAGACAAUUAAAGUUAGGUAUAUAUGAGGACUUUGGAGUGAAAACUUGUGCUGGUUAUCCUGGUUCGGAAUACUUCUUGCAAAUGGACGCGCAAACAUUUGCCGAUUGGAAAGUGGAUAUGCUCAAAUUAGACGGUUGCAAUUCUCUACCACAACAGAUGGAUGAUGGCUAUCCUCCAAUUAACUUGUUUCUGAAUAAAACAAAAAGACCAAUUUUAUUAUCGGUCGAAUAUCCUUUCUAUCAGCUAGCUGUUCUAACAAAGCCAAACUAUCCAUUGCUAAUUAGAAAGGCGAAUUUGGCACGAAAUUUCUUUGACAUAGACGACAGCUGGGAUAGUGUCAAAUCAAUUAUAGAUUAUUAUGCUAGUGAUAUUUACAAUGCUUCCAAAUAUGCUCAACCUGGUUUUUUUAAUGACCCUGAUCAGCCAAACUAUAAAAGAAUAGCAAAGUAUUGCAACAUCUGGAGGAAUUAUAAUGAUGUUGCUGAUUCCUGGAGAAGUAUUCUUAGCAUUAUAGAAUUUUAUGGCAAAAACAAGGGAAACUUUUCUCAAAUUGCAAAACCAGGCUCAUUCAAUGAUCCCGAUAUGCUCAUUCUGGGAAAUUUUGGCUUGAGUUAUGAUCAAGAAAGAGUACAAAUGGCUAUGUGGUGUAUAAUGGCAUCACCACUUUUUAUCUCGGCAGAUUUAAGAAAAAUUCGAGCAUCGUCAAAAGAACUACUUCUAAACAAAUAUGCAAUUAGCAUAAAUCAGGAUCCUUUGGGAAUCCAAGGAACUUUAGUAGAAAAGGUUCAAAGUUGUAAAAAGUAUAGAAUCAGAAAUAAAAUGUUGAUUUUCCAGAGAGGAGAUAUUCAAAUCUGGCAAAAGGAACUGCAAACAAAAGGAAGUUUCGCUUUCGUAUACUUAAAAACGGGAGACGAUGGUAUUCCAUCCCGUGUUUCUUUUAAAAUGUCCAAGAUGGGAGCGUUAGAAGACGUGCUUUAUAUGGUUUACGAAGUAUUUGAAAAUAAGUUUAUAGGCCUUUGGAAAGGAAGUGAAAGUUUUGAAGCAGUUGUGAACCCAACUGGUGUAUUUUUCGGGAAAGCAUUUCCUGCUUAA
Molecule: messenger RNA, 3312 nt
Organism: Dimorphilus gyrociliatus
Lineage: Eukaryota; Metazoa; Annelida; Polychaeta; Dinophilidae
Source: the annotation of a GenBank genome assembly